AUGGAGAAAGAAGAUAUUGUGAUCACUGGUUUCUCAGCCUACUUUCCGCAAGCGAACCACAUGGUAGAGUUCAAAGAAAAACUCUAUGGUGGAGUGGAUAUGGUGACUGAGGAUGAUGCACGUUGGCCUCCAGGUCACCUGGGUCUGCCCAGGCGUCAUGGGAAGAUCCGAGACCUCUCCAAGUUCGAUGCUCUGUUCUUCGGCGUGCACGCGCGGCAGGUGCACGUGAUGGACCCCCAGUUGAGGCUCUUGCUGGAGACAUCGUACGAGGCCAUAGUGGAUGCCGAUUACGACCCGGACACCCUGCGUGGUCGAAACGUCGGUGUUUUCAUAGGCUCAUCCGAAUGCGAGACGAGAUGUGUAUUCGAGGCGGACGUGAAAAAUAUCGACGGCUACGAGACUCUUGGCGGCAGCCAUUGCAUGUUCUCGAACAGGAUUUCAUUCUGCCUGGAUUUUCACGGCCCCAGCAUGACAAUUGACACUGCCUGCUCAUCUUCGUUGAGCGCGCUGAACGAGGCUGUGCUGGCCCUCCGCUCCAAACGCUGCAAUGCAGCCAUCGUAGGCGGAAGUUGCCUUACGUUGGAUCCCGCAUUAUCACUCAUGCUAAUGCGCCUCGGCGUACUCUCCAAGGACGGAAAAUGCAAGGCUUUCGAUUCACAAGGCGAUGGAUACGCGCGCAGCGAAGCUGUGGGAGCAUUCUUUCUUCAGCGACCGUCGGCUGCCCGGCGAGUAUACGCCAAGAUCAUCAAUGUCAGGGCAAACACGGAUGGUUACAAAACCGAAGGCAUAACAUUCCCUUCUGGCAAACUCCAAGAGAAACUUCUGAGAGAUGUGUACGCUGAAGCCGGAAUCGAUCCACGUCAAAUAGGCUACGUCGAGGCUCACGGCAGUGGAACGAGAGUGGGGGAUGUGCAGGAGCUGGCUGCCAUUAGCAGCGUUUUCUGCAAGUCCCGCGAGAGGCCGCUCAAGAUCGGGUCCGUCAAAACCAGCGUUGGACACACGGAGACUGCGUCAGGCAUUGUCUCCAUAGCCAAGGUCAUCCUGGCCUUCGAGACUGGCAUCAUCGCCCCAAACUUGCACUUCAAAGAACCAAACUCACGCAUCCCAUCGCUACUGGAUGGCAGCAUUGAAGUUGUAAGCGUGCCGACACCCUUACCGGAAGGUCCAGUUGGAAUUAGUUCCUAUGGUUUCGGCGGCGCGAACGUUCACGCAAUCCUUCAGUGCAACGACGGCACAUGCGGACAUGACAUCGACAUUCUUCAGCGAAAAAAUCCGCAGCUUCCGAGGCUUGUUCUCUUCGCAGGCAGGUGCGAGGAAUCCUUGGUGAGAACCUUGAAUCGUGUAGAAGACGAAGGACCAUACCCAGACUCUGCGUAUGCUCUGCUGAACGAAGUUGGACAGCCCAGCAUCAGAAAAUUUCCCUGUCGUGGUUUCGUUAUUGUGCCUGUGGACGCCUCCGGAAACAAGGCCAUCAAAGUGUCCUCAUGUUCUCCUUCAGAAAGGCGGUUCCUGUGGUUCAUCUUCCCGGGCAUAGGCUGCCAGUGGGGUGGCAUGGCAACGCAGAUGAUGCAGUUUGACCCAUUUGCUCGUUCGAUUCAGAAAUCACACCACUUCCUACGGCCAUACGGCCUAGACCUUAUCCACCUUUUGACCAGCGAGACUACAGACGAAAAAAGCUGGACUCAUCUCUCAAUUGUGGCUGUGCAGGUGGCCUUAGUGGAUACGCUCUGCUCUUUGGGAAUUCAUGCCGACGGUGUUGUAGGACACUCAACAGGAGAGAUUGUUUGCGCGUACGCUGAUGGCUGCCUGAGUGCUGCGCAGGUCUUACAGUGCGCUUACUGGCGAGGCCGCUGCAUCGAGCUUGGGAACCUGCCCAAGGGGGCCAUGGCAGCCGUGGGGAUGACAUGGGACGAAGCAACAAAACGUUGCCCCUGUGACGUUCACCCUGCGUGCCACAAUGCUGAGGAUUCGGUAACCGUAUCCGGUCGUGCGGAGGCCGUGGCCGACUUCGUCGCGGAAUUGAGAAAAGAGAAUGGGUUCGUCCGUGAAGUUGACAGUCUUGGCGUAGCAUUCCACUGCAAGGAAAUGGACAGCGUUGCGCCUGCGCUUCUUGAAGAGCUUCAGAAGGUAAUUCCAGAACCAAAGCGCCGCAGCGAGAAAUGGAUAAGCUCGUCGGUUCCACAGAGUCGCUGGCAUGAGCCCGUUGCUGCGCACUGCUCAGCCGACUACCUUGUCAACAACUUUCUGUCGCCUGUGAUUUUCUACGACGCCCUGAAGCACGUGCCCAAGGACGCCAUUCUGGUCGAGAUCGCACCACACGAUUUACUUCAGGCGAUUCUACGGCGUACUGUGGAUUCUUCAGCCAACACCUUGGGCCUGAUGAAGCGCAAGGCGAAGAACCCACUCAUAUUUUUAAGCUCAUUGGGUAAACUGCACAACCUCGGUGUCCAGAUGAACCUGUCCCCCCUAUACUCUACCGUGUCAUGGCCGGUUCCACGUGGUACACCAAAUAUUGCACACCUUGUCAGCUGGAACCAUUCGCAGUCUUGGACAGUCGUCAACUUGAAGGAUUUUCCGUCCUCGUCUCAGGCAUCAGAGGAGAUCAUAGAAGUCGACCUAGAGUCCAACGAAGUGGACAGGUUUUUAAGCGGCCACAUGGCAGACGGCCGUCUGCUGUUUCCUGCGAGUGGACACAUUCUUCUUGCUUGGAAGGCUAUGGCCAAACGAUGCGGCAUGCUUCACGUCCACAUGCCGGUUAUCUUGGAAAAUAUUACGAUACAUCGAGAAAUAGUGCUUCCCUCAAGUGGGCCCGUACGUCUCUCAGUGAGUGUCUUGCCUCUGUCGGGUGAGUUUGAAAUUGGCCACGAUGGCAACGUGGUGGCGACGGGUCGUGUGCGCAUGGCCAAGGAAGACGAGAACGUGCUGGACAAAGGCCCACCUGGAAGGCCGGCCGAGAUGAUUGAUUAUGGCCUGGAUGGUGGAGAUGUGUACAAGGAGCUCAGGCUCCGUGGAUAUGAAUACAGUGGAGAAUUUCAAGGUAUUCUCAAAGCUGACGUGCAGAAGCCGUACGGGAAACUCCAGUGGAGAGACAACUGGCUUUGCUUCAUUGACGCAAUGAUUCAGUUCGCUAGCCUAUCUGAACCGCUGCGCAGCUUCGUGACACCAGCAAGGAUUGAGUCCUGCAGAAUAGACCCAAAUAUUCAGGCAGAUGUGUCCAAGACAGAUGGAGAUAUAGGUGUGGACGUUGUCUACAACCACGACCAGAACACGUGCCGUGCCGGGGGUGCCGUGAUUCGAGGUCUCCAUGUAAGCGUCGCCCAGAGGCCUGCCUUGCAACAGACUCCUCUGAUUGAAGCGUAUCGUUUCAUUCCCUACGAGGACAACGAGCAAGCGAUGCGCGACAGAGAAGCGUCCUUGAAGGAUUAUGUUGACUUCUGCGAGGCCAUCGCCUCGCGCGUCGUGAACUGUCGCAGUUACGAGACGCAGCAACAUUUUCCCAACAAAGGCGACGCGUGUGAGCUGAAUGAGCGGGCUCAAAAACCGCGCUUGCCCACUUUUCUGGAAAACAGUGGUCUUCUCAUUGUUUUGGCUGCCAUUGAGGAAUCUGCCAAGUUUUCUUCAUUUGCCGCCAGCGUGCGUGCCGCAUUGGAAGAUCACAAGAGUUUCCUAAACAAUGACUGUCUCAGCACAGCUCUAUUCCAAGAGAAUCCAUUAAGACACCUUCUUGACAUAGUACUAGAGAACACAAGCUAUCCAAAAGUCCGAAUUUUAGAGGUGGCGUCCAGUGAAAAUUGUUUGCUCCUGCCACCAUGGGUAAUUUCCUUGCUUUCCCAGUCCAGUACACACCUGAAGACCGAAUACACCGUGGCACAUCCUUUUCCAACAUGUCUUUCGGGACACAAGAUUCCCACGGGUGUCACAUUGAGCAGCAUGCAGUGA
Messenger RNA from Rhipicephalus sanguineus (brown dog tick), 3939 nucleotides. Its product is annotated as fatty acid synthase. Bases 1 to 3939 code for a protein of 1312 amino acids. The transcript is spliced from 16 exons. The record is from RefSeq and is a predicted model, not a curated record. NCBI's taxonomy places the organism in Eukaryota, Metazoa, Arthropoda, Arachnida, Ixodida, Ixodidae. Gene Ontology annotation, biological process: fatty acid biosynthetic process. Gene Ontology annotation, molecular function: 3-oxoacyl-[acyl-carrier-protein] synthase activity; fatty acid synthase activity.